This is a messenger RNA of Passer domesticus (house sparrow), 6192 nucleotides long. It is a transcript of the gene OLFML2A, whose product is annotated as olfactomedin like 2A. Bases 3512 to 5404 code for a protein of 630 amino acids. The record is from RefSeq and is a predicted model, not a curated record. The transcript has 7 exons. Gene Ontology annotation, biological process: signal transduction. NCBI's taxonomy places the organism in Eukaryota, Metazoa, Chordata, Aves, Passeriformes, Passeridae.
GCGACCGGGACCGGGAUCGCGGCCGGAGCGAUCCCGGCGGCGGUCGGGAGCGGGCAGGGCACCCCGGUGUCCCCGGCGGUCGCUGCUCUCCGUGCCCGGGCGGAGCGGGCGGGGGUCCCGGGAAGGGCCGGUUCGGGUGCCGGUGCUCCCACGGCGGGGGUUCGGCGCAGGGAACGCCGGGCUGUGGGCGCGUUCGAGCGGCUGGAAGGUGCCCAAGCCCCGGCGCUGCGGUGAUGGGCGCUGCAGGGAGCGACUCCGUGCCAGGGAGAGCAGCCCAGACAAGCCUUGCCCCGCGGGGGUGAGGAGCAGGAGCGGCACCGGGCAGCGGGAGCCAGCCUCCCCCGUGCGUCCCGGAGCCCUCGGUCCAGCUGGAAGACGUCUCCCACGGGGUCAGUGGCCGGAGCGGGGCCGGAGCGGGGACACCGGCACCCAGCCCAGAGGAAUGGCGGUGGGAGCAGCUACUGCUAGGAUCACCAAAUGUUAAAAAGGCAGGAUUCUCCGAGACAUUUGGUGGGAAACGACGCUGACACAGCUGUUGUCGGGCAGCGCUUAGCCUGGAACAGAUAUCCAAAGGCUGGAAUGCCCUGUUGCUUGGGCUCCCGGCGGCGUGCCAGGGGUGAUGCUGGCAGGACUCGGCGACCCACGUGCUGCCGCCUCCCUCCCCGCAGGUGCUGCCUGCUGUGCUCAGAGGUGUUUCCUCCGCUCUUGAGUUGGAUGGGAUCCCACCGGUGGGCAUGCGUGUGCCACACCGGCGCUUGGCACGGCUGUGUCCCCGUGACCAACACGGGACGCCCAGGCAGCGCCAGCGCCCGGGGCCUGGCCGCCGUCAGCCACGGCCCAGCCCUGCCAGCACCGUUGUGCCUCAGCUGCAGGACGUGUUUGACACCUUGUGCCAAGCCUGGGAGGAGGAGGAAGAGCAGGGUGACAUGGUUUCCCUUCUGUGACGGGGACAUGCCUCCCAGCAGCUUAUCAACACAGCGUGUUUUCCUCCGAGACGAGUCCUCUGGCAGCAGCCGAGGGACAGCUUAAAAGCUGGCCAAGGGUCACUGUCAAAGGUCCCGCUUUCUCCAAAUAAUGUCACAAACUCUGUGCUCACAUGGAUGCUCUUGCAAGAGGUCCCGGAAACCGGGAAAAUUACCCAGCUCAUAAAACUUGCAGUGAGGAAACCCUCAGCAAAGUGCAGGGACACUCUCCCACACAGCCAUGGGUGUGCAGCCCCCGGGGAGAGAGGAGAGGCAGCAGCCACCUGCCAGCACCCUGGGCUGGGGUCUGCCACGGGUGGGGGACCCGGGGAAAGAAUCCCCAGAGCCCCUGCAGGGCAGGGUUUCUUUGGGAGAACCUCAGCAGGUUUCUUGGGGAGCUCACAGAUUGCCACCUGGAGAGAGCAGAGCAGCAUGGGCUGCCCUCUGCACUCACGUCCCCAGCCACCUGUGCGUGCCCUGGGGUGGGCUGUCCCCUGCGGGGUCGGGCACAGCCGGGCAGGGGCUGACAGGGGGCACAGCCGAGGCACCGCGGUGGGCGACCGUCACAGCGUCUCCCCGCGUGGGAGCCUGUUCUUUAAUACUUCCUCGCUUAUGGGUUUUUCUGUAUAAAUAGAGCGUGCAGUUCCUGUUUAGGGAAGCUGGCAGACGGCGCAGCGAGGUUUAGUGUUACGGCCCCACGCGGAGGUGGGCGGCGGUCCGGGCGGUGUGGAGAUACCGGGCACGGUGCGGGGACACCCGGGCACGGUGCGGGGACACCCGGGCACGGUGCGGGGACACCCGCGGCGCCUUUGCCCACCGGGACGGACGUGGCCGGAGCCGGGCGGGUCUCUGGGAAGGGGAUGGCCCUUCAUGCGUGGGAGAGGAGCUGUGACACGCUGUGCAGUGUCACAGCUGCUCGGGUGGGUUCGUGCUCUGCGCACCGCCUGCUCAGCCCAGCCUCAGCGGGACUUGCGGGACCCGUGCCUGCCGGCCCGGCACGGCACAGCACGGCACGGCACGGCACAGCGUGCCGGGGCCGAGGCAGGGGAUGCUCAGCCCAGGGUCACCGCUCCCUCAGGAACGAGCUUCCAGCUCGGCUGCAGCCGUGCCCUGCAGAAGGGGCUGGGAGCAGGGGUCUCAGCAUGUGCCGGGGUCGGGCUGCGCUGCAGCCGGGGCACCUUCACCGGCGGCUGCUGCUGCUCUGGGUGCUGCCAGGAACGGGGGACCCAGCUUGGAGCUGAAGUGGCACCCAGGGGUCUCUCCUGGGAUUGCCGCAGGAUGCGUGCUCACCGGGCAGUGCCGGGCACGCUGCCGGCCGGGACAGCCCGGCUCCGGGGCUGCUGGCUGUGUGCUGGCAGCUCUGGCCGGGCUGGAGCCCUCCUGCCUGUUUGCACAAGCGCCGCAGUGGCCAUGGGGGAGGUCAGGGGCCCCGGGGAGGUGGUGUUUGGGGAGGGGGUCCCUGCCCCGCUCCCUGCUGAGAACUUGAUUAGAUUCUGCUCAAUUUACAGCCCUUUGGCUUCCUGGUGUUUCCCUUCAGCCAGCAGGACCUGGUUUCCCUUUGAACGAAAGAGGGUUUUUUGAAAUGCAAAAUGUGUGAAGUUUUGCAGCCCUCCCUGAAGGGGGGGAAGCCCCUGGCCCGGGUGGGCUGUGGGGGGUCCCUGCCCGGCUCAGGGAGCGCCCCGGUGCCAGCAGGGCAGCGUCCCUGCGGCGCAGCACGGAGCAUCCCUGGUACUGCCUUGUGGCAGGACGUGGAGCCCGCGGGCCUCUGCCCUUUCCCACGCCGCUCUGUGCUCCGGGGAGCACCGGGAGCCGCAGCUCAGCUUGUUUCCCAGCUCUGCCACCGUUCUGUUUCCCAGGAUGAGUCAGAGUCCCUGUGGGCAGAGCCCUGUCCCUCCGGGGUCACCGCACUGCCUCUCACUGCUCUCCCACCCUCCGGGGCACUUGGAGCAGGCACAUCCCCGCACAUGGGACACCCAGAGCGGCCUGGCCGUGCUGCUGCCAGCCCGGGGGUCCCCCGCAGGUGCACAGCCUGUGGCAGGGGGUGGCAGGGACUCAGCUCCGCUGCUCCUGAGCACAGCGGGAGAAAUGAGCUGAACCAGCCGAAAAGCACCCUGGGCUGUGUAGCGUGAAUCAGGGCCAUGUGUGGAAACAAGGGAGUCCUUGAGCCUGUGCCUGGGGCCAUCGCGGCAGACCGAGGGGCCGAGCUCACCCCGAGGUGGCUGCAUGUCACCACGAACAAGGGACCCUGUGUGGGCUCGGAGCCGUGCCGCGGGGGCACAGAGGCGCUGCUGGGUCUUCUUGCCACCAUCCCUGCUCGCUGAGGUCUUGCUGGAGGCUGGGAAGCAGCCACAGAAAUGAGGCUGAAGUACCUGGGCCACAAAGCACUGCAGGGAUGAGCAGCUCCCUGGGCUUUGUCUCUGCCAGCCCGGCUGCAGAGCGGUGGGACAGGGUGCUCUGGACCAGACAGUGCCUCACUCCUUUGGGCACAGCUGUGGGCCCCGGGGGCAGCGGGACAUCCCUGGGCAAGCGGCAGGGAGGGAGUGGCUGUGAUGGUCUGCUGGGGUUGGCGAGGCCCUGCGGGACACCCGGGUGGGACACUGGGCUCAUCACGCGUCCCGCAGGCUCUGGGUGAGGUGGACCAGGUCCGGAUGACCUCAGAGGGCUCCGACUGCCGCUGCAAGUGCAUCCUGCGGCCACUGAGCAAGGACGCCUGCAGCCGCGUCAGGAGCGGCAGCGCGCGCGUGGAGGAUUUCUACACCGUGGAGACCGUGAGCUCGGGGGCCGACUGCAAGUGCUCCUGCACCGCGCCGCCCUCCUCGCUCAACCCCUGCGAGAACGAGUGGAGGAUGGAGAAGCUGAAGAAACAGGCCCCUGAGCUCUUCAAGCUGCAGGCCAUGGUGGACCUGCUGGAGGGAACGCUGUACAGCAUGGACCUGAUGAAGGUGCACUCCUACAUCGGCAAGGUGGUGGCACAGAUGAACACGCUGGAGGAGACCAUCAAGACCAACCUGAGCAGGGAGAAUGACUUCAUGAAGGAGAGCGUCCAGCACCUCACCGACCAGAUGAAACGCUACGAGAACUACUCUGACAUCAUGAUCAGCAUCAAGAAGGAGAUCUCCAACCUGGGCUACCAGCUGCUGCAGAAGGAUGCGGCUGCCAUCCCCGAGAGCAAGGCACAGGACACGACAGGUGGCCGAGAGAAGGAGGCAGGGCGGUACCCCAGCACCCGCAAGGCUCUGGGGGACAAGGCAGGCCCCCGAGCGCCCAAGGAGAAGCCGCUGAAGCCUGAAAAGCCCAAAAAGGAGAACAGCAAGGCCAGGGCAGGGUCACAGCCCACGGCCAAGCCCAAGCCCCUGGCGCAGCAGCAGACUGUGGUCCGAGGCAUCACCUACUACAAGGUCGGGCAGGUGGGAGCAGCAGAGGGUCCAACCAGCAGCCGUGAGGGCUCUGUGAGAGGGGCAGCUGUGUCAGAGCAGCAGGAGGACAGGGGCCCCCUGCCCCCCUCAGCUGAGGGCACCCCAGCCCAAUCUGCUGCACAGACGGAGACCACCAUGCCCAGCAGCACAGCUACACCCAGCACUGCCCUGGCCCCCCGCAGCACUGCCCUGGGUCAGGGCCCUGACAGCACCGGGGACCCCGAGACACCCAACAGAGUGAAGGAGGCGGAGUGCGAAGGCACCAUCGAGGCGGUGGAGCCCCCCAGGGAGCACCACAGCUACGGGCGCAACGAGGGGGCCUGGAUGAAGGACCCGGCAGCCAAGGAUGACCGCAUCUACGUCACCAACUACUACUAUGGGAACAGCCUGGUGGAGUUCAGGAGCCUCGACAACUUCAAGCAGGGCCGCUGGAGCAACCUCUAUAAGCUGCCCUACAACUGGAUUGGCACCGGGCACGUGGUGUACAGAGGGGCCUUCUACUACAACCGUGCCUUCACCAAGAACAUCAUCAAGUACGACCUGAAGGAGCGGUACGUGGCAGGCUGGGCGCAGCUCCACGACGUGGUGUACGAGGACACGACGCCCUGGAAGUGGAGGGGCCACUCGGACAUCGACUUCGCUGUGGAUGAGAGCGGGCUCUGGGUCAUCUACCCCUCGGUGGACUACGACUACUCGCAGCAGGAGGUGAUCGUCCUCAGCCGCCUGGACCCCGUGGACCUCUCGGUGCGCAAGGAAACCACCUGGAAGACGGGGCUGAAGCGCAACUCCUACGGGAACUGCUUCAUCAUCUGUGGCAUCCUCUACGCUGUGGACACCUACAGCCAGAAGGAAGGGCAGAUCUCCUACGCCUUCGACACGCACACGGACACGGAGGCAGAGCUCCGACUGCCCUUCCUCAACCACUACUCCUUCACCACGCAGGUCGACUACAACCCCAAGGAGAAGGUGCUCUAUGCCUGGGACAACGGCCACCAGAUGACCUACGGGCUGCGCUUCGUGGUCUGAGUGCCCGGGCGGGUCCCACUGCACUCCUGUGCCCACCUGCAGGCCAUGCCUGCCCGGGGCACCCUGACGCAGCCUGGCCCUGGCACCCCCGCUCCAGCCAGGGCUGUGGCAAGAGCCCGGCUCCCACCCCAAAGCCUUGCCCCUCUGCUAUGGCCAUCACCUGCACCGUGCCCGCAGGGGGAGCACGCAAGAGCAGCCCCCAGCAGACACCCCUGUGACAACGUGGCCCCUGGGGCCGUGGCAGCUCGGCCAGCAUCGCCUUCCCGGGACACGGAGGAGCCCAGCCCUGCCUCCCUGUGCCCCUGCUGGCACCGCCCGCCCUGCAGCAGCGCACCGAGCACCUCCUGCACUGCCCCCAGCCCGGCCCCGAGUGCCACCACUGCCAGCCCUGUGCCCUGCGUGUGCCCCGUGGGGCGGGCGGGCCCCCUCCCUGCCAGGCGCCAGGAACAGGUGCCAGCCGCUAUUUUAGGAAGUGUGGUUAAGAUGCCUCUGCUUUUGCUGAUCAUGAGUUUGUUAUUUAAAUGCGUUCACUGGAGCCGUGCAAGUCCCCUUCGGCAGCAGGCGUGGAGGAGCCUGCCUGGGGUGUCCAGCCUCACAAUAACCAGCACACCUGCCCUCUCACCUGCCCUCCCACCUGCCCUCUCCCCUGCCCUCUCCCCUGCCCGCACCCAGCACUGGGCAGGGCAGCCCUCGGGCCUCUCCCUCUCCGUGUGAGGCAGAGCGAGGGGCUGCUUGGCUUGGUUUUGUUCAUUUUAGACAUGAGCAGUACUAAAACGUAACAGAUGUGA